Messenger RNA from Leptomonas pyrrhocoris, 356 nucleotides. RefSeq lists its product as hypothetical. The transcript has a single exon. NCBI's taxonomy places the organism in Eukaryota, Euglenozoa, Kinetoplastea, Trypanosomatida, Trypanosomatidae. The coding region runs from base 33 to 356 and encodes 107 amino acids. The record is from RefSeq and is a predicted model, not a curated record.
AGAACUAGAUUGUAACACGCGCGCUAGCAGUCAUGGGUCAGGGAAAUGGCACGGCACUCGCCAAGGACACCCUUCAGGCGGAGCAGUUCCUGAAGUAUCAAGAGGCGCGCCAUGCGAUAGUGCAUCGCGCCUUUGUGAAGUGCGUUGUGCCGUCCUCGACAGGCAAGGACGACGGGUACGACUUGUCACCUGAGGAGCGCAUGUGCGUGGAGGAGUUCGCAAUUCUCUACGCCGGCUUUGCGAAAAAAGGCUUCAUUCACUUUAGCACCCUCUACGAGCAGCAUCAGCGGGACGUCUACGAGCGGGCGCGACUGGAGUACAUGCAGCAGCAGGCACGUCAGGAAAUCCAACGCUAA